This is a messenger RNA of Gossypium arboreum, 309 nucleotides long. RefSeq lists its product as uncharacterized. The record is from RefSeq and is a predicted model, not a curated record. The transcript has a single exon. Lineage: Eukaryota; Viridiplantae; Streptophyta; Magnoliopsida; Malvales; Malvaceae. The coding region runs from base 1 to 309 and encodes 102 amino acids.
AUGGCUCGCCACAUUAUUGUUGUUGCCCUUUUUUUCAUAGCUAUUGUUGGGGCAUUUGCUGCUGAUAUAUCACCGUCACAAGCCCCAUCAAGAGCUACCAAGACUUUUGCUCCUUAUGGGUCGCCAUCUUCAUCCUCCAAUACUAUCAGCGCUAGCCCAAGCGAGAGCCCUAGCCCAAGCGGGAGCCCUGAGAAAAGCAGCGAAGGACCGUCUGCUGACUCUCCCGAUUCAGAUUCUGAUGAAGAUACCGAUGAAGAUGAAGAAGCUGAAGGACCAGACUCUGGUGAAGACAGUGACUACAAUGCAUAA